AUGAAUAACACUUUUGGUCAACAUCAACAUCCUCACGAACACCAGCAAAUGUUGCAAACUCAACAACACCAACAUCAGCAAGUUGCCACCGUAUUAUGUUGUAACUGUGGUACCCCUAUCGAUGGAUCUACUGGUCUAGUAAUGUGUUACGAUUGUAUUAAGAUGACUGUGGAUAUUACCGAAGGUAUUCCAAGAGAAGCCAACAUUUCAUUCUGUAGAAACUGUGAAAGAUUCUUACAGCCACCAGGCCAAUGGAUUAGAGCUGAUUUAGAAUCAAGAGAAUUAUUAGCCAUCUGUUUACGUCGUCUGAAAGGUUUAACGAAAGUCAGAUUAGUAGAUGCGUCAUUUAUUUGGACAGAACCACAUUCUAGACGUAUUAGAAUUAAAUUGACAGUCCAAGGUGAAGCCAUGUCUAAUACUAUCAUCCAACAAACCUUUGAAGUCGAAUACGUCGUCAUCGCUAUGCAAUGUCCAGAUUGUGCAAGAUCAUAUACUACCAAUACAUGGAGAGCUACCGUUCAAAUCAGACAAAAAGUCCCUCAUAAGAGAACUUUCUUAUAUUUGGAACAAUUGAUCUUAAGACAUAAUGCUCAUGUUGAUACCAUCUCUAUCAGUGAAGCUAAAGAUGGUCUUGAUUUCUUUUAUUCUCAAAAGAAUCAUGCAGUUAAGAUGAUUGAUUUCUUAAACUCAGUGGUACCAAUCAAAUCUAAGAAAUCUGAAGAAUUAAUCUCACAAGAUACACACACAGGUUCAUCCACUUAUAAGUUUUCAUAUUCUGUUGAAAUUGUUCCAAUUUGUAGAGAUGAUUUAGUUGUGUUACCUAAGAAAUUAGCCAAGCAUUUAGGUAACAUCUCUCAAUUCGUACUCUGUUCUAAAAUUUCUAACACUGUUCAAUUCUUAGAUCCAACAACCUUACAAACUGCUGAUUUAUCACCUUCUCUAUAUUGGAGGUCACCAUUCUCUGCAUUAGCUGACGUUUCUCAAUUAACUGAUUUUAUCGUCCUUGAUGUGGAUCCAACAGGAAUAAGUAAGGGUAAACGUAUCCUAGCUGAUAUCACUAUUGCAAGAACUGCUGAUUUGGGUAUCAAUGAUCAAGUAUAUUACGCAAGAUCUCAUUUAGGUGCCAUUCUUCAUGCUGGUGAUACCGUUGCAGGUUAUUUCAUUGCCAAUUCCAAUUAUAAUUCUGAAUUAUUUGAUGGAUUAAAUAUAGAUUAUGUCCCAGACGUUGUCUUGGUUAAGAAAUUAUACCAAAGAAAGACUAAGAAGAAUAGAAAUUGGAAGUUGAAAAGAAUGGCUAAGGAACAUAAGGAUAUUGAUGCUGCUCAAGAUUAUAGCUCUAAGGCUCAAAAGCAAGAUAUGGAGCGUGCUGAGAAGGAUUACGAAUUAUUCUUGCAAGAAUUGGAAGAAGAUGAAGAAAUGAGACAAACUAUUAACUUAUAUAAAAACAACGAGGCUGCUGCUGCUGCUCAAAUUGCUGCUGCUGCAAAUGGUAUGGAAGAAGAUGAAGAUCCAGACGCUCCACAAAUCGAUAUUGAUGAACUGUUGGAUGAGUUGGAUGAAAUGACUUUGGAUGACCCAAGUGAAGAACAACCGCAAAUGCAACAGCCAAACAUGUAG
Naumovozyma dairenensis CBS 421 is the source of this 1617-nucleotide messenger RNA. RefSeq names its product ribosome-binding protein NMD3 (gene NMD3). Gene Ontology annotation, cellular component: cytoplasm; nucleus. Gene Ontology annotation, biological process: ribosomal large subunit export from nucleus. The coding region runs from base 1 to 1617 and encodes 538 amino acids. The record is from RefSeq and is a predicted model, not a curated record. NCBI's taxonomy places the organism in Eukaryota, Fungi, Ascomycota, Saccharomycetes, Saccharomycetales, Saccharomycetaceae. Gene Ontology annotation, molecular function: ribosomal large subunit binding. The transcript has a single exon.